Messenger RNA from Alosa sapidissima (American shad), 2853 nucleotides. RefSeq names its product RAB5A, member RAS oncogene family, a (gene rab5aa). The transcript has 6 exons. The record is from RefSeq and is a predicted model, not a curated record. Gene Ontology annotation, molecular function: GTPase activity; GTP binding. NCBI's taxonomy places the organism in Eukaryota, Metazoa, Chordata, Actinopteri, Clupeiformes, Clupeidae. The coding region runs from base 251 to 901 and encodes 216 amino acids.
UCUAUGGUGUUUUGGUUCCGAAGAGGAAGUUGCGAGAGAAAAGAAAGGAGGAGAGGAGACGUGAUCGGGGUUGUUGAGAUAAUUUCUCGGUCCAGCAAAACGAAAUUAAACAGUUGACGAUAAUUAACGGGCCAUAUCGUUGGAGAACAGUAUAUAGUGGAAUCAUCAGCUGACUCCCAGCCGGCAAACCACGGGACAGUGCAGCGUGUGUGUGAGUGAGUGACACGGAGUGGGGUGAUUGACACAGGUCAUGGCCAAUCGGGGAGGAGCGACACGCCCCAACGGGCCCAACGCCGGCAACAAGAUCUGCCAGUUCAAGCUGGUGCUACUGGGGGAGUCUGCCGUGGGCAAGUCCAGUCUGGUCCUGCGCUUUGUCAAAGGCCAGUUCCACGAGUUCCAGGAGAGCACAAUAGGAGCUGCUUUUUUGACCCAAACGGUGUGUCUGGACGACACAACGGUGAAGUUUGAGAUCUGGGACACAGCAGGACAAGAGAGAUACCACAGCCUGGCUCCCAUGUACUACAGAGGAGCCCAGGCUGCCAUCGUAGUCUACGACAUCACCAACGAGGAGUCUUUUGCUCGAGCGAAGAACUGGGUGAAGGAGCUUCAGAGACAGGCCAGUCCCAACAUAGUCAUCGCACUGUCCGGUAACAAGGCUGACCUUGCCAACAAGAGAGCUGUCGACUUCCAGGAUGCGCAGUCCUAUGCAGAUGAUAAUAGUCUACUCUUCAUGGAGACGUCGGCAAAGACAUCCAUGAACGUGAACGAAAUCUUCAUGGCAAUAGCGAAAAGGUUGCCCAAGAGCGAGCCUCAAGCAGCUGGUCCUAACAGUGGGCGAAGUCGGGGGGUGGACCUGACGGAGACCGCCACCCCCACCAAGGCCCCCUGCUGCAGUAACUAAGGCAACGCCCUGUUCCAGCGCUGUGAUUCGUCAGUCACUAUUGAGACGCCCCUCCCCCUCCCAAAACUAUUUGAUCUGCAGUAACACACAAAGCUAAGCUCCACCCCCUUUCGUCUCGUCUCUUCUCUGCCGUUGCUAACACAAAGCCCCGCCCUUCAGACAGGAAGUGACUAAUUACAAGCUCCGCCUCCAAAACGGUCUGGUCCAAUGGAGCGCCUCUAACUCAGCUGUCACUAAUCCCCCCCCCCACUCUGUGUGUAACCUUGGAAACGAGAGGCGUGGCUUCCUUUGCCCUGCCCCUCCAGCACAGCUAAAGACUUUAGAAAAACAUUUCUAAUGAAGUCCUCUUCUUUUUCUGACUCAUUUUUUUUAUUUGAUUUGAUUUGCUUUUUUGUCUUUUUUAUUUCCUUUCUCAUCUUGUUUUAAAUGUACUUAACAGAAUUAUGAAUGCAUGCAUCACUACAAGGCCUAACAUAAACAAAAAUAACAACAAAAAAAAACAAAAAACAAACCAAACAACACAGUGCAAGAAUUUGUGCUGUUCCAUGAAGCUAUAAACAGGAGUUUGGUCAACACACUAGCACAUGCACGCAGGCACACACACACUGACACUUACCUGAAAACACACGCUAGUCCAUACAGUGGCACGGCCUUGUCUACUUCCUGCACACCUGCUGAUAUUGUGGAGGUGUGCAUAAACGCAUAGUGUUACACCGUGUGUGUGUCUGUGUGUCUGUGUGUCUGUGUGUCUGUUUGUCUGUUUGUGUGUGUCUCUGUGUGUGUUUGUGUGUGUGUGUGUGUGUGUGUGUGUGUGUGUGUGUGUGUUUGGCUGACCGGAAACCCUCAUAGAGAACAGCACAGAGGUAAAAACUUAAGACACAUCGGCACAGGUCACACUUAACCUUUAGUUGGUUGGUUACACACGUUCACUUUUAGAGCCGAAAGUAGAGUUUGUUUUUUCCCCUUUCUCUUCCUUCAUGCCCAUCUCAUAAUCUGUCCACACACACACUCACACACACACACACACAGACACACACAAACACACCCAUCUGGUCUGUAAUUCUGACAGCUGUCUUCUCAUGCCUUGCACUAAGUAUGCUCAUGAUUCUGUCCGAUGACCGUGUGACAUAGAGAAAUAUAUAAAUAAUUUACUGUAAAUAGGGUGAUGCAAUGUAGUCGACUUUUCAUUUCAUAUUUACACAACUAAUGCUUGCUAGGGAGUUGUCUUGGUAAUGAUAAAAAAAAAAAAACUGUACAGUAACCAGUAACCUGCUUUGAUAUGGGUUUGGACAUAUGAGCUUUUGUUUUUUUGUUUUGUUUAUUUUUCACAGAAAUGGUUAAAUUAUAAUCUUUGGUGGUCUUUAUAAAUGUAUGUAGUGUUAUUAACAAAUGGAAAACAAAACAAAAAAAAACAGACGUGCAUUUCUUUAGUCUGAACUGCUGAGGGUUGUAUUAGUCCUAACAGGUUUCCCCUGUCGGCCUGCCCCCCCUGCCCCUGUCCCGCACUUAUCCAAUCAGAGCUGCCCCAACACCACCUAGCCCCUCCCUCCCUCCGUCAAUCAGACUCCCCGACCAACCAGACGCAAGGCACUGGACCAGAGGCCCUGGCUGACUGGCUAGCUGUCAGUCACAUGAUGGGUGAAAGUUUGGGUGAGCAGGAGGAGAGGGGGAGCUGCGCUGACCUCACGUGCGCUCGCUCGCCAGCUCACUCGCAGAACCACACACACACACACACACACACAGGGUUCCACAUGUUCUGUGUCCUCUAGAACGUUCUCCAUCCGCUGGGUGUGUGUGUUCUACAUGUUUAUUUGCAGUGAGUGCUAAAUGCAGCCAGGUCAACAAAAAAAAGAGAAAGAAAUACAAAAACAACAAAAUCUAAAUGCGAGCAUUUUACAGUACUAUUCAUUUACCAAAUAAAAACAUCAAUAAAGACAUGAAUACCUAAUGAA